CGCCUGUGGUGAGCUCGCGCUUCUCAACACUCCAUCGCCUCUUAUUUUACCCAAAUAUCCUCUUCCCAUUUCAUUUUUCCUAUUCAAAACAAAAACCAAUAAAGAAAUUAAAGUACAUUAUGGCCUCUCUUCCAAUCGCAUUUUCUCCGGCCGCCGUACGGGUGUUCGCAGCCACGGCGGCGAAGGGCGCCGGCGAAAGCAAGAAGGAACAGGGCCUUCUUGAUUGGAUCAUCGGAAGCUUGAAUAAGGAUCAGCUUCUCGAAACCGACCCUGUUCUUCAAAAGGUCGAGGGCAAGGCCGCCGCCGGCAACGGCAGUGGCACCGUCCGUGGUGGCCGGAAGAAUUCCGUCCAAGUUCCUCCGAAGAAGAACGGCGGCGGCUUUGGUGGUCUCUUUGCCAAGAAAGACUGACAGUAGCGGCGGCGAUGUCAUUUCACUCAUAUAUAAUUUCUUUGUAUUGAAAAAACUUUUGCAAUUUCAGGCCAUUGUCUUUGUUGCCUCUCUGUUGCUCUCUGAUUGAUUAUUCUUCAAUACUAUCGUUACAUUAUUAAUUAUGGUUGAUAA
This is a messenger RNA of Benincasa hispida (wax gourd), 563 nucleotides long. Its product is annotated as thylakoid soluble phosphoprotein. The record is from RefSeq and is a predicted model, not a curated record. Gene Ontology annotation, cellular component: chloroplast. Lineage: Eukaryota; Viridiplantae; Streptophyta; Magnoliopsida; Cucurbitales; Cucurbitaceae.